Molecule: messenger RNA, 912 nt
Organism: Lodderomyces oxycetoniae
Lineage: Eukaryota; Fungi; Ascomycota; Pichiomycetes; Serinales; Debaryomycetaceae
Gene: NPL3
Product: mRNA-binding protein
Exons: 1
Coding region: 1-912 (303 amino acids)
Cellular component (GO): cytoplasm; nucleus
Molecular function (GO): mRNA binding
Source: RefSeq, a predicted model, not a curated record
AUGAGUGGACCACCUACUAAACAACUAUUUGUUAGACCAAUCAGAUACGAGACCACCAAGGAGGAUUUGGAGGACUUUUUUGCUGCUGCUGCGCCGGUGAUUGAUUCUCGUUUGAUGGAGGGGUACGCAUUUGUUACAUUUGAAACCGAAGAGGAUGCAGCACGUGCGUUGGAAAAAUUUGCUGAUACCACUUUCCAAGGAGAGCCUUUACAGAUUGAAUUUGCCAAAGAGAGAAAAGAAGACACACGGGGUAAAUUUAGAUUGAAAAUCUUGGGUUUACCCGAGGGCACUGCAUGGCAAGAUGUCAAAGAUUUUGUUAGAGACAAGACUAAUUUCCAGCCAAGUUUUGUUAAAGUGUUUAGAGACUUUGAUUCUGGUGACACUGUUUGUAAUAUGGAAUUCCAAAGCGGAGACGAAUUGGAAAAGGCAAUUCCAUUGUUGGACAAGGCUGAAUACAAUGACAUCACCAUUAGUGCCGAAGAAGAUACUUCACCUUAUGUUCCUCCACCAAGAAGAGGUGGUUUUAGAGGACGCGGUGGAUACGAUGGUGGUUUCAGAGGCGGAAGAGGUGGAUAUGGCGACAGAGGUGGCUUUAGAGGCGGCAGAGGAGGAGGAUACGGAUAUGGCGGCGGCAGAGGAGGAGGAUAUGGAUACGGUGACAGAGAUGGAUUCAGAGGUGGAAGAGGUGGAGGAUUCGGUGACAGAGGUGGAUUCAGAGGUGGAAGAGGUGGAGGAUAUGGUGAUAGAGGUGGAUUCAGAGGUGGUAGAGGAGGAUAUGAAAGGAGCGGAAGAGGCGGAUAUGGUGAUAGAGGCGGAUAUGAGAGAGGCGAAAGAGGUGGAAGCGAUAGAGGUGACAAUUAUGGAGAAAGACCAGGUUCUUACAACCGUGAAAGAUCCCCUACUCGUUUCUAG